AUGCCAGACUGCAACAAGGUAUUCAGGGACGAGGACCGCAAAUUCCUUAAUCAAAUGACAAAUAUCACGAAACUCGAGUUUCCUGCAUUUGAUAUAUCUGGUAAAAAUUAUCUAUCAUGGAUCCACAGGUUCUUUGAAAAAAAAAUAACUGAGAGACUUGAUCAUCAGAGGAAUAUAGUCCUCCCCAAAAUCCACUGUGAGUGGAUGCACAUUCGUUUGCAAGAUUUCAAAACUAUUAGUGAGUACAAUUCUGAACAGUUCAGAAUAUAUUCAAAAUUGACAUUGUCUAAAAAAAUUAUCAUCGAUGAAGAUAUGUUAGAGAAAUUUUUUUCCACCUUUCAAGCCUCGAAUGUGCUUCUGCAGCAGCAAUAUCGUGAGAGUGGUUCCAACAAGUACUCAGAACUUAUAUAUUGUCUACUUAUUGCUAAACAGAAUAAUGAGCUGCUGAUGAAAAAUUAUGGGUUACGUCCAACUAGUUCUGUGUCAUUGCUUUACUGCAUUGCCUGA
This is a messenger RNA of Olea europaea var. sylvestris, 507 nucleotides long. RefSeq lists its product as uncharacterized. NCBI's taxonomy places the organism in Eukaryota, Viridiplantae, Streptophyta, Magnoliopsida, Lamiales, Oleaceae. The record is from RefSeq and is a predicted model, not a curated record. Bases 1 to 507 code for a protein of 168 amino acids. The transcript is spliced from 3 exons.